UCAUACGUACCGUCCUGGCAGACCACUAAGAACUUAUUUGACUUCGGCAGUGACUUAUUUUCGUGUAACCGUUUAAUCGUCAUAAAUUGAGCUCAGACUUAAUUUACUACAAACGCGAAACAUUCUAAUUGGACUACACACUCGAGUUGUGUACUAUUAUUCAUUUAAUUAUUUUACUUUCGAGGACCUUCAGCCCCUAGUCGUCGAAGUGGGAAGCUGGUGGCAAGAGUAGGGGAUCCAGACUGUUGUGGUUCCACAGUGCCACUAACAAAAUGUCGACAUUUCACUUAUAACUCGAUCUCGCUCGAAUGUGUUAGGUAACCGUUUCCACACGGCUGCACGCUAUUAUUAUGUCUGGGGCGGCCGGUGGAGGCUCCUCUUUUUCGGGCGCAGCAGCAGCAGGAGCUAGCUGCAGCUCCGCCGGCGGCCCUCUCUACGCUGCGGCGUCCGGGGCAGGAGCAGGGGUGGCGGGGAGGCUUCCCGCUCGGGUCCUGGAGCAUAUCUUUUCCUAUUUGGAGCUCGCCGAUUUGACACGGUGCGCGUUGGUGUGCUGGCACUGGAGCAACAUUCUGGCGGAUGAAAACAGCGAGGUGUGGCGCAGCCUGUGCGCCCGAUCACUGAGCGACGAGGCUCUGCGGUCUGACAUCCUGUGCAACCUCCCUACAUACAGGGGCAAGCUCAAGUCUUACCAACACGCUCUGAGCUCCCAUGACUGCUCCCGCAACGUGUAUGUGAAGAAGAACGGGUUCACCCUGCACCGCAACCCCAUUGCCCAAAGCACCGACGGCGCACGGGGCAAGAUCGGCUUUUCGGAGGGGCGCCACGCCUGGGAGAUUUGGUGGGAAGGCCCCCUGGGUACGGUGGCGGUGAUCGGCAUCGCCACCAAGCGGGCGUCCAUGCAGUGUCAAGGCUACGUGGCCCUGCUGGGCAGCGAUGACCAGAGCUGGGGCUGGAACCUGGUGGACAACAACUUGCUGCACAACGGCGAGGUGAACGGGAACUUCCCGCAGUGCAACAACGCACCCAAAUACCAGAUCGGAGAGCGGAUACGAGUGAUUCUCGACAUGGACGACAAGACGUUAGCCUUCGAGAGGGGUUUCGAGUUCCUGGGCGUCGCCUUUCGGGGACUGCCCAAAGCCUGCCUGUUCCCCGCCGUCUCCGCAGUGUACGGCAACACGGAGGUCACCAUGGUGUACUUGGGGAAACCACUGGACGGGUGAACAUGGUGGACCACGAGCAGCUCGUCCAGUUUUUGGACUGUGAAUUAGGACUGCGUUUUAACUUCUGUGUCGUAAAGACAAAGAUACACUUUUGCAUUUGACACCAUUUUUAAAUUAGGGGGUUAGGACAUCUCAACAUCCUUUUCAGUGCUGACUUCUGCUUCAAAGUCCAACUAAAUUGUCCUAAACUGUGGCAACUGUGUAUGAAUUCACAAAACACCCAGCACUAAUCCAUGAUGUACGAUGCUUUGUGGUCUGACUGAUGAACUAAGCAGAGAAGUGCUGUUAAAAUCUGCCGUCAAUGCAUCCAAUAGUAACAUAAUGGUGGAAAAGUGUAUGUCUCUUAUUAACGUGUGUCCCUUUUAAUGUGCUACUGUAUUACACUAUACUAUUUAUUUGUGGGUUUUAUCUAUGGUACUACAGCUGCUGUAUGGUUUAAAAGCUGGAAAAUAAAGACAUUACACGGUGCCACUUUUGCAGCUAAUAUGCUUUGGUGUUCAAUUUGCACAUGGACAAAGUAAAUCGCCCAUGUUUGAUUCUUGUGCUGAUAUCAAUUAUAUUUUCCACCACAUGUCGUCAGAGGUAAUGAAGCAUCGAUAUGAACACUAUCCACAAGAGGUCAGUACAGUAAUGCUAUGCAGAAACCAUACACAUCUGCUCUUCUAUACUCACACCAUUUCAACUAUUUUGUCUUUACAAAGACAAUGCUCAGUUGUGAUGCUGUCUAUGUGGUAAUCGUGUGUUUAUUACGCGUGUGGUAGAGUAAUCCCUCGCCACUUCGCGCUUCAAAUUUCGUGGCGUCACUUUGUUUUUUUUAUAUUGUAAUGGCGGCUGAAUAAUAGCCACGGGAUGGCUGUUGAUCGAUCUGCCUUUUAUUUGCAAAAACGCGCAGGGUACUCACCUCGCAGGCCGAUAGAUGCUAAACACAACAUGAACAAUUAUCAACGCUUUCUAGUUCUCUUCUUCUACGGCUUACUUCCUUCAAAACCUGAACGUUACUGCCCUCUACAGCCCACACUCUGAACACCAGCCUAGCACUACACAAUACACCUGUCGCUACAAUACAGGGUGGGCCAAAGGGAGGGUUUUACAGACAUUUUACAUGUAUUAGAAUUUAGACAUUUAUUUACAUACAUUAUAUUUGCAUAUUAUACAUUUAACAUCGAAUAUUUAAUGUCAACCUUGCAACCAUCUUCAUAUCUGUCCAAAACCCUCUGACACACAGUAUGGCACAAAUUCCCAUCUCCAUAAAUGUCAGUGAAUGCAUCUGAAAUGUAAUCUUUCAAUUCAUUCAGUGUUUAGGGAUUUGUAUUAUUUUCUAUAAUUUAUGUCUAAAAUGUGAUUGUUAAGGUGAAACAGAUGAAGUAACUGUAACCCUACUUUUGCCCCCCCCCACACCAGUAUAUUAAUAAAUAAAUCAUUCAGUUUUGUGGUUGAAUGCGGCCUAUUAUUAGUUUUAUU
Molecule: messenger RNA, 2681 nt
Organism: Dunckerocampus dactyliophorus (ringed pipefish)
Lineage: Eukaryota; Metazoa; Chordata; Actinopteri; Syngnathiformes; Syngnathidae
Gene: fbxo45
Product: F-box protein 45
Exons: 3
Coding region: 351-1220 (289 amino acids)
Biological process (GO): proteasome-mediated ubiquitin-dependent protein catabolic process; synapse assembly involved in innervation
Cellular component (GO): SCF ubiquitin ligase complex; synapse
Molecular function (GO): protein binding
Source: RefSeq, a predicted model, not a curated record